Messenger RNA from Hemiscyllium ocellatum (epaulette shark), 5798 nucleotides. It is a transcript of the gene dnajc14, whose product is annotated as DnaJ (Hsp40) homolog, subfamily C, member 14. The coding region runs from base 232 to 2745 and encodes 837 amino acids. NCBI's taxonomy places the organism in Eukaryota, Metazoa, Chordata, Chondrichthyes, Orectolobiformes, Hemiscylliidae. The transcript has 7 exons. Gene Ontology annotation, molecular function: dopamine receptor binding. The record is from RefSeq and is a predicted model, not a curated record.
AAAGUCCCUCCUAUGUCGCUGCCGCCGUUCUCAGAAACUGGUUGAAAAGGGUGGUUUUGUUUGGAGUGGAAACGUUGAAAGUGCUACUUUACCGCAGUCGGGGACAGUUUAGCUCGACUGCAUCGGGCUGCCGCUGCUUUUUUUUCCUUGAGGCUGUGAGUGGAACGGCCGCUUGAAACUGAGGUGAAGAUGGAUAAAACAUGACUGCCAGCGACUUAAGUUUCUGCUGCAAUGGAGAGGAAAGAUCCCCAUGCUAGGUGCAAAGAUCUGCAGUGGUCAGAAAGAAACGCAAACCAUGGAUAUAUGAAGGAAGAGCAACGGUUGUCUCAUCACAGCCAUUCCCAGUUUGAUGAGAUACGACAGCCAGGUGUCAGUCUCCUUUGUGAUGAUAAAACAACUGAUUUUCCAAACUACUCUUGUGGUGCCCGGUGCGAUGGUGCUGACUCAAGUCAAUAUAUUUCGGAACAUGUCUGUACCUCUCGUGGUAAUAUGAGCUGGCAAAGGACAAGUCCUCAAGCUUUGAGAAAUAAUGAUAGUGGGAUCUGUACGCCAGUUACCUUGACAGAUUGGACAUUUGGUGAUGUAAACUGCUUUGAUCACAAAGGACCAUGUUCGGAUCAACUUUUAGAUGAAGAGUUGAAGACACUGGAGAUGGAAGGGUUGAACUUCCCAUGUGGGCAUCUGGAUUUUACAGGGCAGAUGCCAUCUCUUUAUUGUUCAGACAUGUCAGGUGAUGAGUGCAACCUUCAAAACACAAAGAUGGAGUUGGCCGGCAUUGAGAAGCCAUACUCUCUCACUGGUGUAACUGAUUGUGAAAAUGUGUCUGAGAAGGAUUCACGUGAAAAUGGAUGUGUGUCCUCCAUUCAUCGAAGGGAGAUUUCUGCCUGUACUCACAUGUUUUUAGAAGGCUGCCUUCAACCAGGCAGCUAUGGAGACCACAACUUCCCUUUCAAGACAGAUGACAAUCUAUCUUUCCUCGACAACUUAGAUUGUAUCCGUUCUACCAACACUUCUCAAGAAGAUGGGAUAGAUGAAUGUAAUGAAUUCAAUGAAGGUGAAGGCAUGGAUGAAAACCCAGUAAAAACUGUGGAAGAUAUCAGCCAACCUGUGAGGUUUAGCAGCAGGAAAAGCAAUAAACGCCAGAGAAACAAAUCAGCAACAAAAGAUAACUCUUCAAACAUCUAUGAUAAGGAUGAUGCAAGGGAGCAUGUGAAGAAGAAUGGCAAGUCUUCAACUGCUAAUAAGCAGAGGCACACAAAGGCUGAGAGGAAACGACAGCAUGCUGACAACCGGGACAGAUUAAAGAGUGGAGUGCAAAAACAAACUCAGGAGCUGCUCUGGAAAUGUGUAACCUAUAUAAAAAUUCUAAUGGAUGUUAUUCUUUUUGUGACUCUCAAGUGUGGAGAGUGUGUGGAGUUAGGAGGCAAACUUGUGUAUUCGUGUUGCCAGAUACAAAAAGAAGAUUUUAUUUCCUUAAAGGGCAAUGCAAGGACCUCAUGUCUGUGGCUUCUUAAGCAGGCAAAAUCGGUGUCAGGGAAGCUUAAAUGGUUUUGCUUUUCCUCAACAAAGAUGACUAUAAAGAUUUUAAAAAUGCUGCUUGCUCUGCUUUUUCUCGUACUAAUGUUAUUUAUAGGAUGUUUACGACUCUGCUACAAAUAUGGAAAAUCUGGGAUUUCCAGGAUAUUUCAGAGGUUGCCCAUAUGGGGCAAAGAAAACUUUCCCCAUUUCCCAGUUGUUCGCUUUCUGCACAGCUUGUGCUCAUCUAUAGCAGAAUCUAGGGCUUGGAAUUAUUUGAAAAGACUAUGGGAAAAAUUGAAAAUGCGAUCCUGGCUAACUGGUAAAUGGCGGACUGCAGGCCAGUCUCCAGUUCUAUCCCCUCACUCACCUAGUGGUAGUAGAUACCAGCCAGAUCACGAGGUGGACAGGCUACUAGCAAUGGCCGAUAUGCCAGAAGAGGAUCUGGAUCCUUUUAAAGUUCUGGGCGUGGAGGUAAUGGCCACUGAUGCCGAGCUAAAAAAGGCUUAUCGGCAGUUGGCCGUACUGGUUCAUCCUGACAAAAACCAACACCCACGAUCAGAAGAAGCCUUUAAAGUGGUGCGAGCAGCGUGGGAUAUUGUGAGCAAUCCUGAGAGAAGGAAGGAAUAUGAAAUCAAACGGGCUGCAGAGAGUGAGUUACAUCGGUCCAUGAACGAGUUUCUCACCAAACUCCAGGAUGACCUAAAGGAAGCCAUGAACACUAUGAUGUGCAGUAAAUGUGAAGGAAAACACAAGAGAUUUGAGAUGGAUCGUGACCCACAGGCUGCUCGAUACUGUGCAGAGUGUAACAAGAGGCACUCUGUGGAGGAUGGAGACUUCUGGGCAGAGUCAAGCAUGCUGGGAUUGAAAAUCACUUAUUUUGCCAUGAUGGAUGGCAAAGUCUAUGACAUCACAGAGUGGGCUGGGUGUCAGAGGGUUGGAAUAUCUCCUGAUAUACAUAAUGUUCCUUACCAUAUAUCCUUUGCUACACGAACUUCUGGAAACAGUGGUAGACAUAGAGCUAGUUCUGAGAAUGGCCCAAGUCCUCCCACUGACCUCCAAGACUUCUUCAGCAAGAUUUUCCAGGGUGCUGGACCUCAAACAGCGAAUGGGAGCUUCUUUGGCCCUCCGCAGCCAAGGUCCAAUAGUCAGCCCAAAGCAGAGGCUGCACAAAGAACCGAAACAAAGCAAAAGCGGAGGAAGAAGGUGCGACGAACAUUCCCACGCUGAGCCUUAAAGUGCAAAAACAAACCUCAGCGAUUACCUCACUCAGCUUGAUGGCAACCUGACUGAGGACAACCAUGAUUCUAGAGUAGAGCAAAGACAAAUAAAAGUCCUCUUUUAUUGAAUUGUAUGAAUACAUUUGGACUGUACCUUGUUUUUAACAUUUUAAUUUGAAUGUACAAUAGCAACUAAGGUGAUCUUGAGAACUUUACUUUUUAACUUGAAUUAAAUAGUAAAGAAUUAAUUUCUGGUUUCAACAAAAUGAAUAUAACCCAAUAGGUGACUUUUUAAAAUGCUUUAUUCACUCCAAUGUUAUGAUUUUUUUCUGUGGGGGCGGGGGGGGCGGCAGCAGUGGUUCUGGUGGUCUUACCUCCUGAGUUCAUAAGUUCUCCUAAUCAUUUUUAAUGGGGAAAACUCUGUAUUGCAGAAAAAAUAGAGUAAACGGUAUGUUUGUCUGAUGGCCUAAUUUCCACCAGAAGACAGAGCACAUUUACAAACAAAGGAAGAAACCAGAAAAUAAUUUAAGUGUAAAAUUGAGCACAUUUAUUGUGGUUUGGGAGAUCAGAUACAAUUUCUUUUGUAACUUUAAAAAAAUUAAAAUUUACUGAAAAUCAUACACAAUCUUCUAAACAGAAAAUAAGAACCUUUGGUUAAUAACUACCAUAAAAAGUAAGUUGACUUGUGCUCCUUUUUAGUCCUUUAAUGUCUUGCCUUUCAUUCUCUUCUCUCACUCCCAUUCUUUCUGUGUACCUCAAUCUUCUACAAUGAUGAUACAGUAAUGAAACACAUACCGAUCAGUAACAAGAGUAAUAUAUUUUAUGGAUGUGUGCAGAAAUCUUAAUAUGACUGGAACACCAUGAGUAUGAAAUGCUUUGCAACACUAGCUUUAAUUCAACCCAGUAAUACAAAGUAACCGUAGCAUCAUCUGUGUUCACAGCUCCAUGGCUGGGAUUGACAAGAGGACAUUUGAGUAAAGUUUCAAUUCAGCACUGUAAACCUUUAUCAGUACUUGAAAAUUUAACCACCUUUUUCUGGGAAUCAAGCCAAAAAUUCUCCAAUUAAUAGUAAUGGAGUUCAAAGUUUGUUAUAUGUUAUAAAAGUGCCCAUCUAGAAAAUUAUUUUUGUUUAGCCAUCAAAAUCUAUGUACCACGUAUAAGAUUUCCUAUCAGUUCCCAGUCAGUAGAACAUUUGAUUUAAACAAAUGCUUACUGUUUACCUUUCUGGCACUGCACAGACUAGGGACAAAACUGAGAUUGAACAAGAGAAUACAGGCAGCCUACGAGAGCAGGUGUAUGUUCCAUAGAGUGAGCUACAGUCCUGCUUUCUACAUAUUCGAUCUGUGUUGUGAAUUUUCAAGUUUUAUCUGUACAGUAUGCCUGUGAUGCUAAAUUACCACCUUGUGAUCAUUGACCAAUCUGGUGAACUAGGAUAUCUGCAUUGGAGCCAGUUGAUUGUAUAUCUGAACAUCCUGAGUUUCAAAAGGUGGUCUCAGUAUCUCAAACACUCCAUUCAAAUUACAGAAACCCCAUUUAACAUAAAGUUAAACUUGGAGAGUUGUACUUGUAGGAGGCAUGUGUUUUAGUAUUGUCAUGGUUAUAGUCACACAUUAUUUAGAAUCUUUGACAGGUGCAGUUUCAGUGCUGUGGGCAAAGCAGAGUCCAUGGUGGAAGAAGUAGAAUACAUUGGUGGGAGUGGAGCUGUGGGACAGCAUUAUGAGGAUCUUUGAAGAGGAAUGAUUUGAGAGAAGGUGCUAAUUGGAGGGGUUUAGGGAAAGGUAAUAGCAUUGAAGGACAUGGGCUUUUGUUGAAUGGGAGAGAUACUCGUAAACCUGGAGGUAAAGAGAAGGAUGGUUAAUGUAGAGCUGGGAUGAAGAAAGGCUUAAGAAAGCAGAAUAGUAUACUUUGUAUUCCAGAUGAGUUUGGGUGGGGGAAUUCUUUUAAAAACAGGUGGUAAUUUGGUAUGGUGGAGAUCAGGGAGGGGACAGUCUUUGGAAUUUGGGAAAUGUACUUGAACAAGUGCAUUGAAAUAAACUAAUUCAAACCUAAUUAUUAAUCAGAUCGUUCUUGCACACUACUAUAAUUCUAAAUUAAAUGAAACAAAUGCUAGUACAAUAAAAUCUAUUCAAACAUUAGGAAUAGACUUAAUUGAUGUUAACACAAUAUUAAAUGCUUUAGCUAAAAACAAACAAAACUUUUACUAUACACUUAGGUUUGAAAAGUAAAACUAACAACUUUAAUAUUUUACACUGAAAAUCUUUUACUCUAUUUUUCUCUUUCACUUCUUCCUUUCUACAAUCUCUUUUGGAGGUGGGGACAACAUUCUUUUGGCUGUAAACAGGUUACACAGGUAUGUUGAACGUCUGUAGCUUGAAAUCACAUAACCUAAAAAGCGCACAGCAAUCUUAAAAGUGUUUCCUGAUAACAACUCGCUUCCCACACCCCCAACAUUUCUCAAGCACCUUAAUGGUGCAUAUACAAAUCUGUGGCAUUCCAAGAAUAAAAUGGUCUGUAUAUUGCCAAAGGCACAUUUCACUGUGGUGUUGUCAGUUGUGGCAAAGAAUUUAAUGAAAGAAUUAUAUUGGGAGGAAUUUUAUAAGCAUGUGCUAGGUCGACAACCUAAAGCAUUAACUCUCACCCUCUCCACAAGUGCUGUCUGACACACAGUUUUCCUUCAGCAUUUCUGUUUUUAUUUCAUUUUAUGAAGUCUUAAAUCACUCAUUUUGUUUCUGACCCUGAAAAUUUUGACAAUAGGUUGCCCCUUUUAGAUGAACUAAGAUAUUUAAAGUUGAACAGGUAAUUUAAAAUUGUUGACUUUUAUGAAGAUUGUUUGAUGUAGAAGUUUGUAAGCAGUUAUUCACAAGGUUCUGCUGACCAUUACCUGUGAGUAUUGUUGAAGUUAGAGCUAAUUUUAAGGUGACAAUCGACAAAUUUACAGUUGUGUAAUUUGGUGGGUUCACAGAUUGGACCUUUGUUCAUUUGAUUUGAAAAGGCUGUAGAUCCCAACACAAAUCUUUUGUUGGCCAGAACCUUUUCAGGAGUGAAAAUAAAAUGCAGAUUGCA